UCUCCUCUCACUCUCAGAGCUUCUUAAGUUUUAGAGAAAUGGCGCGAGGAGCAGCUACGGCUAUUACACUACCUUGCGCACUUCUUCCGUGCCAAACAGGUUUCCCUGGAGCCCCGGAAUCAACCCGUCUCCUUCAAUGGAGAAAAAGAGAGAGAAAGUUUUCACUGAAGGCACUGCACGCUCCCAUCACAGUGCAGAUUGAGUUAAAGCCCCCUCCAUAUUCACUGAAUUCUUUGGAACCAUACAUGAGCCGUGAAACUCUAGAGUACCAUUGGGGGAGGCACCACAGAGUUUAUGUAGAGAACCUAAACAGGCAGAUUUUGGGAACUGAGCUGGAUGGUUUGAAUUUGGAGGAUAUCAUAAUUAUGUCAUACAACAAGGGUGAUGUACUUCCUGCCUUCAACAAUGCUGCACAGAUCUGGAAUCAUGAGUUUUUUUGGGAAUCAAUGAAACCUGGUGGAGCUGGUAAACCAUCUGGAGAUCUUCUAGAACUAAUUGAAAGAGAUUUUGGCUCUUUUGAAAGAUUCAUCAAUGAAUUCAAGUCGGCAGCAUCCACACAGUUUGGUUCUGGUUGGGUUUGGCUUGCCUAUAAGGCAAAUAGACUCGAUGUGGGAAAUGCUGUAAACCCUUGCCCAUCAGAAGAGGACAAAAAGCUUGUGGUAGUAAAGAGUCCCAAUGCAGUGAAUCCCCUUGUUUGGGAUUACUCGUGGAUUGGUUUUUGUUGCAGCCACUUCUCGGCAUCGAUGUUUGGGAGCAUGCAUACUACCUUGAUUAUCAGAACCGCCGUGAUGAUUACAUAUCAAUUUUUAUGGACCACCUUGUAUCAUGGGAAGUGGUUAGCUCAAGACUUGAGAUGGCAAAGGCUCGAGCAGUUGAGAGAGAAAGGGAAGAAAUAAGGAGGAAAAUAGAAGAAGAAGAGAACAUGGUGGACAGUGAAGCUGUAGAGAUGUACUUGGAUAGUGAGAGUGAGGAUUCAGAAGUUGAAUGACCAAGUUUAUAGAAUAGCUUCAUGCAUUUGAUGAACCAGAGCCACUUUCUGCGUAUCUUGUUUCCGCAUUUUCAACUAGGGAUCAAGAAUGUGAUGACAGAGAGAAGAUUUUCAGCAGCAGGCAUUUUUCACUUAUUUGUUUAUUUUUCCAAUUUAAUGUUGUAACCAUGAGAGGGCUUGUCCAUUCAGUGUUGGUGUCCUUGUAACUUCAUAACUCUGACACUGUACACUUGAGAAAAGUGCACCUUCCCAUGGAGGACUGGGCCUUUAA
Molecule: messenger RNA, 1259 nt
Organism: Telopea speciosissima
Lineage: Eukaryota; Viridiplantae; Streptophyta; Magnoliopsida; Proteales; Proteaceae
Product: superoxide dismutase [Fe], chloroplastic
Exons: 9
Coding region: 39-896 (285 amino acids)
Biological process (GO): superoxide metabolic process
Cellular component (GO): chloroplast nucleoid
Molecular function (GO): superoxide dismutase activity; metal ion binding
Source: RefSeq, a predicted model, not a curated record